CAAGUGGCGAAAUAUUUUUAGUUCUGGUAAUACAGUCGCGUCGUCUAUUGAUCGAAAAAUUGGCGCACGCUCGAAAAUGAAAAUUCGCUUCGAACCAAAACUCGAAAAACGAAAAUAAGGGUAAACAAAAUCAGAGUGGAUUUUUAAUUUCCGAAAAUCCGUAAAAGAAAACGAAAAAAUAAAUAUUAAGAACAUACAAAGUGUUGUGAAUUUAAAGUAUUAAGAAAAAAGUACAGGAAUAAUGGGUUCCCCAGUUUUAAAAAGUCUUUCGGUACUAUUAGGACUGUUUUUCAUAUUCGUAGGGAUAAUUAAAAUAUCUAGUGUGAUUUCGAAGGAUCUCCAUAAAGAUUUGAGGAAAGAAUACGUAAAAUAUGCCAAAGUAUUUCCUCUAGCCGAGGCGCUUAACUUCAAGAUCCCGUCGAAGUGGUACCGAAGAACCGUCGGAGUGCUAGAAAUAAUAUUUGGCGCCGCAUUAGCCUUUUAUCCCAAUCAUAAAAUAAAAAAUGGCGCUAACGUUGGUCUCCUAGUCCUUACCUUCAUGGCAGUAUACUCCCAUUACAUGGUGGCGGAUCACUUUGAAAGGACCGCACCGGCCUUGGUGUUCCUGUUCCUCCUUUGUGGUCGGCUGGUAGUGUUCUUCCAGGUCCAAUCCAAGGAACAGCUAGCUUCGGAACAGCCUGUCUCCAAUGGGUUCAAACAAGAGUAGAGACAAAUCACUGUUAGUUUGAUUAUCCGCCCUACAAUGUCUUUUAAGGUUGAUAAGUAUUUUCUGUUUAGUCCUAUAAGCAUUUUCUAUUUAUAUGUGUGACACAAAAGGUGAAAAUUAUACAAAUAUCCCCAAAAUUAUUUGAUUAAAUUUAUUAAUAGAAAAUGCUUGAAGAAUGAAUGAUCGAAUCUUAAAACAUGUUUAGGUACACGAAGUGAAUAAAAUUAUAGAUCAUAAUAAUUGUAAAAAAAUAUUCUGAUUAGUGACGAAAGUGAAAUUACAUUUGUAAAUUUAGUUUAUAAUGUGUUAUAUUGUCAUCUAUUUGUACGUUUUUAUUAUACAAUUAAAACUUCAAGAACGACGAAUAGAUUUAAGAAGAAAUUAUAAGCUUAAGCUGUGUUUAGACUACUUACGUUCAAAAAUGACUUGUUCAAAAAUUUGUGUCUCCAAAGUUUAGGGUGAACUGUUUUUUUAAUGCCUUUAUUGCCAAAAAAUGUUACAAUUUGUAGACAAAGGUAAAGUGAACAAACAAAGUAAACAAACAAACAAACAAAAGAGAACACAAAACAUUAUACUAAUAACAU
Sitophilus oryzae (rice weevil) is the source of this 1290-nucleotide messenger RNA. Its product is annotated as transmembrane protein 35A. Gene Ontology annotation, biological process: positive regulation of protein localization to cell surface; chaperone-mediated protein complex assembly. The record is from RefSeq and is a predicted model, not a curated record. The transcript has 3 exons. Bases 242 to 706 code for a protein of 154 amino acids. NCBI's taxonomy places the organism in Eukaryota, Metazoa, Arthropoda, Insecta, Coleoptera, Curculionidae. Gene Ontology annotation, cellular component: endoplasmic reticulum.